This is a messenger RNA of Talaromyces marneffei, 888 nucleotides long. RefSeq lists its product as uncharacterized. Bases 1 to 888 code for a protein of 295 amino acids. Gene Ontology annotation, biological process: fatty acid beta-oxidation. The transcript is spliced from 4 exons. Gene Ontology annotation, molecular function: enoyl-CoA hydratase activity. Gene Ontology annotation, cellular component: mitochondrion. Lineage: Eukaryota; Fungi; Ascomycota; Eurotiomycetes; Eurotiales; Trichocomaceae. The record is from RefSeq and is a predicted model, not a curated record.
AUGUUCGCCCGCAGCUCGCGACUGGCUGUGUCCAGCACAAACUCCGCAUUGACUUCAUACUUGACCCGAGCCAGUUACCGACGGUUCUCAACUACAUCUCCAGCUUCAUAUGAAUACAUUCUCACAGAAACACCCAAGCCAGGUGUUGGGCUAAUCACCCUCAACCGACCCAAAGCUCUCAAUGCGCUGUCGAGCCCUCUCUUUCAAGAAUUGAACGAUGCAUUGAGCAAAUAUGAUCAAGAUAAAGACAUUGGCGCUAUCAUUAUUACCGGAAGUGAAAAGGCGUUCGCAGCCGGAGCCGACAUCAAAGAAAUGGCCCCCUUAACAUUCUCCGCUGCUUACUCCAACAACUUCAUUGCUCCAUGGUCUCAUCUUGCCAACUCAAUUCGUAAACCCGUCAUUGCAGCUGUGUCCGGCUACGCACUCGGCGGCGGUUGCGAACUUGCGCUCAUGUGCGACAUCAUUUACUGCACAUCAAACGCAACAUUCGGUCAGCCCGAAAUCAAACUCGGCGUCAUUCCCGGUGCUGGGGGCUCUCAGCGUUUGACUCGCGCAAUUGGUAAGAGUAGAGCGAUGGAACUCAUUCUUACUGGCAAGAAUUUCAGCGGCAAGGAAGCCGGUGAAUGGGGUGUUGCGGCCCGCGUUAUUGAUGGCGGGAAAGAGGAGCUUUUGGCAGAGGUAUUGAAAACUGCAGAGACCAUUGCGGGAUAUAGUCGUGUUGCGGUUGUUGCUGCCAAGGAGGUUGUGAAUAAGAGCCAGGAGUUGUCGUUAAGGGAGGGAGUAGAGUAUGAGAGACGAUUGUUCCACGGGUUGUUUGGUAGUAAGGAUCAGAAGAUCGGUAUGACUGCAUUUGCAGAGAAGAAGAAGGCUGAGUGGACACACGAGUAG